AUGGGCAAUUGCUGUUCGCGAGUCAAAAAGAAAGAAGGCGAUUUGAAUACAAGUGAAUCCAUUGUACAUAAAAUUAACUACGAUUGCCGUGGAUUUAGUCUGCAUGACAUGUCUCUCCUUAACAAAAAACACGAUCCUAAAGGUGCUACUGCUCAAACAAAAUAUCGAUACUUUGGAGACGUUCAACUUAUAGCUAUUGAUAAACUUUUCAAAGCACCGUCGAUUAAAGCAGAUGAAGAUUUCUCGUUAAACGCUCCCAACAUAGAAAACACGGAUGAAUUUCGAAUACUAUUCUGUAAAGAUUACGAUGAUCCAUUCUAUCUACGAUUACUGGAGACUAUGACACCAAUGGAAGAUCUUGAGUACGCGGAAAUGGAAACACAGAUGGGAUCACAUGAACCAGUAAAGUCACCCUCACCGACGAAGUCACCAUACCUACAGAAAAGUAGUAUUAGCGAAAAGAGGUCAUCCAGCAGCACUAAGGUAGCCAAGUCUUCCGCUUCGCCCAGCUCUCAGUCACAAGAGAAAAAGCCUGCAAGUAGACGUAAAGAAGGGGAGAUAAAGAAGGAUAAAAGUGCAGAAAUUGCUGUGAAACCUACACAAACAUCCCAGUCACUGAGGAAAAGUACAACGGGUGGGAAAGCACACGGUCACGAAGAAAUGAGAACGGAACCAACUAUGCAGGACACGGAUAAGUAG
This is a messenger RNA of Cylicocyclus nassatus, 699 nucleotides long. Lineage: Eukaryota; Metazoa; Nematoda; Chromadorea; Rhabditida; Strongylidae. The record is from the annotation of a GenBank genome assembly.